CAGCUUUUGCAAAGCGUCCUAAGCUGACGUCAGCCCGGUACCGACGAACAACCGGUAGCGUUGAAGAGAUUCGUGCUGGAACCCGUUGUUUUUAGCUUUGUUCGCUAACUUCCAUAGUCAAACGUGCAAACAUCAUCGUCACCAUGCCUUUCGAUGUUAGGAGAUUUGAUAUCUACAGGAAAGUGCCAAAAGAUCUCACCCAGCCCACAUACACAGGAGCUUUCAUUUCCAUCCUCUGCUGUGUCUUCAUAAUUUUCCUGUUCCUGUCUGAGCUGACGGGAUUCAUAGCCACUGAAAUUGUAAAUGAAUUGUAUGUGGAUGAUCCUGAUAAAGACAGUGGUGGGAAGAUAGAUGUGAGUUUAAACAUCAGUUUGCCAAACUUACACUGUGAUUUGGUGGGCUUGGACAUCCAGGAUGAGAUGGGCCGCCAUGAGGUCGGUCUCAUUGACAACUCCAUGAAGAUCCCUCUCAACCAAGGCGACGGUUGUCGCUUUGAGGGAGAGUUCACCAUUAACAAAGUACCAGGAAACUUCCAUGUUUCGACACACAGUGCCACAGCGCAGCCACAAAACCCUGACAUGACCCACACCAUCCACAAGCUGGCCUUUGGGGAAAAGCUCCAGGUUCAAAAAGUGCAAGGAGCCUUCAACGCACUGGGAGGGGCUGACAAGCUGUCAUCUAACCCUCUGGCCUCACAUGACUACAUACUGAAGAUUGUCCCAACAGUGUAUGAAGAUCUCUCAGGCAGACAGAGGUUCUCCUACCAGUACACCGUCGCCAACAAGGAAUAUAUCGCUUACAGCCACACGGGCCGAAUCAUCCCGGCCAUCUGGUUCAGAUACGACCUCAGUCCAAUCACAGUCAAGUACACAGAGAGGAGACAGCCAUUCUACCGCUUCGUCACGACAAUCUGUGCCAUCGUCGGCGGGACGUUCACAGUCGCGGGCAUCAUCGACUCCUGCAUAUUCACUGCUUCAGAGGCCUGGAAGAAGAUCCAGAUCGGGAAGAUGUCAUGAGGAUGGCUCCUCAUUGCUCUCGCCCCACAUCCUCUAUUUAUAAAGUGCAAAGUUGAUAGCCUGUUAGCUAAAUCCAGUCCUGCCUGAAAGCGACUUCCUUGUGAAGCGGCACCAGCACACGAUGUAACUACCAGGCUACCACGCAACUACUGCUUCUCAGUUACCAAAGCUCCUCUCAGCUUCCAUCAGCCCGACUGACGUGCGGACGUGGACUAUCGCAUGUCCACUUCCUGCAUCUUCAGACAGAGCGGAGGAGAAGGGAAGCUGUUUUGAUACGGUGGAGAUGAAGUCUUAAGUAUCGGUGUCAGGGUUCAAUCGUGUGGGUGAGGGCUGGUAUUUUUAGAAUCAAGUCAAAGAAAAUAGCCGAGAUUUGUGCUGACGUUCAGUGUUAAACACUAAGUGAAAUGUUACCCGUCAUUUCCUACUUUGAGUCAAACACAAAAUCACUUUAAUUAUACUGUGUUUAUUUCCCUAAUACUGCAAAAGGGUGUGAUUAUUUGAAGGAAGUGUUGUUUUGUGUUUAUUUCAUCUCCAGUAUUCAGACUGUGCCUUUGGGUUUACUCCUCAAUCUUGAAGGAUUAUAAUCACCUUUUAUUAAUCCGUAUCAGUGGCUGCUACUAAAACCAGUCAUUCUUUUUUUUUUUCAUACACAUUCUUUUAUUCAUGUUACUGCUACAGUAUUUGUAGAUGUUUUGCUUUUUUUACACUGGGAUCAUUUAUUUUCUAUCAUUCCUUGAAUACAAUAUAGUUCAUCCAUGCUGGAUUAUUCCAUCUCAGUGAUUUUUCUUUUUAAACACCAUGAUAGGUACAUGAAUUUGUUUACUUAAGAGUUAUUCCAUGAAGAACUUGUAAGAUUUUGGUAAAUAGGGAAUUUUUUUUUUUCCUUUCAUACAAUUGUCACUGCAGAUUUUUUUCUGCUCGAGAUUGGUGAUAAUUAACGGGCCAGCAGAGCCAGUCUUUGCUCUGUUAAGGUCGUUUUAAGUUCUGUCUCAAGUUUCUAUGUAAUGCUAUGUGUUCCUCAAGUAAAGGCACCAUAGAAGACA
This is a messenger RNA of Solea solea (common sole), 2059 nucleotides long. RefSeq names its product endoplasmic reticulum-golgi intermediate compartment 1 (gene ergic1). The transcript is spliced from 10 exons. Bases 144 to 1016 code for a protein of 290 amino acids. Gene Ontology annotation, biological process: retrograde vesicle-mediated transport, Golgi to endoplasmic reticulum; endoplasmic reticulum to Golgi vesicle-mediated transport. Gene Ontology annotation, cellular component: Golgi membrane; endoplasmic reticulum; endoplasmic reticulum membrane. The record is from RefSeq and is a predicted model, not a curated record. Lineage: Eukaryota; Metazoa; Chordata; Actinopteri; Pleuronectiformes; Soleidae.